Molecule: messenger RNA, 7246 nt
Organism: Daktulosphaira vitifoliae (grape phylloxera)
Lineage: Eukaryota; Metazoa; Arthropoda; Insecta; Hemiptera; Phylloxeridae
Gene: crb
Product: protein crumbs
Exons: 36
Coding region: 244-6807 (2187 amino acids)
Biological process (GO): heterophilic cell-cell adhesion; establishment or maintenance of epithelial cell apical/basal polarity
Cellular component (GO): plasma membrane; protein-containing complex
Molecular function (GO): calcium ion binding
Source: RefSeq, a predicted model, not a curated record
CAAUUCCUAAUUAUAAUUAGUCUUAGUGUUAAUGUAAGACAGUUAUUAGACUUUUGUUUCAACGAAUUUGUUUUAUGUUUGUAGUUAAUAUUACAAAUUAAAGUUACCUAAAAUAAUGUAUAAUGUUUUGUAACUAAAAUCUACUUAUUGUCUAGUUGAAAAUUUGUCUACACGUCAGUAGCCUAUGUCACGGAUUAAAAUUGCAUCAAAAUAUGAUACAUCUAUAAUUAUAUCUUAAAUAUAAUGCGGUCAAUUGUUGUUUUUGUAUAUUUAUUUGUACAUCUAUUAUGUACAAAAACUCAAAGAAUCGGAGGAUUCGAACGAGAAGGUUAUUUUAACAAAUCAUCAUGGCUGCAUAUUUUCCCAAGUAUUUCAUUGCAGAAACAUGUAGGAUUUAGCUUCAGAACAUGUUUAGGUGGACCAAUAUUCUCACAGGCACAUGAAUCUUAUGAAAUGCCAUAUGCUCAAAUUUCAAUGGCUAUUAUUCAUGAUGGUGUAGUGUUUAAUGCAUUUGUUGAAAACAAACAUUACGAGUCUAAAAUUUCAGGAGAUUUUUUAGAUAAUUCUUGGCACAAUGUUAAUUUAAUGUAUAAGCUUGGUGAAUUGACAAUGACAAUUGAUAGCUUUCAACAGAUAAUUGCAAACUCAUCAUUUAAUUCUGAAUUGAUUACUUCUGAUUUAUCUAUUGACCAAUCAACAUUAAAAGUUGGAAAUGGUUUUGAUGGAUGUCUUUUAGAUGGUCCAAAUUUUAUUUUCAACUCAUCUUUAAAUCAAGCCUAUAAAGUUAUGUGGGGGCAGUGUCCAUUGAAUAGUCAAUCAUGUACAAACAUUGAUUAUUGUUCUCAUGCUCCUUGUAUGAUGCAUGGUGUCUGUGUAUCAAGAGUAAAUAAGUAUCAUUGUAUUUGUUACCCAAGAUAUUCAGGCAAUAAUUGUGAAAUCGAUAAUGGCUCUCUUUGUUCUAAACAAAAUAAUCGUUGUAUUCAUGGUAUAUGUGAAGAGAUAAAACAUGGAGAAGAUUUCAUGUGUCAUUGUGACAAAGGAUACACUGGAAAAUUAUGUGAGAUUGAAUUGUCUAAUCAUAUUUGUGAUAACAACCCUUGUAGAAAUAAUGGUACUUGUAAAUAUAUACCUGGAGGUAAAAACUAUGAAUGUGUUUGUGCACCAGGUUUUAAAGGAGAAGGUUGUGAAAUAAAUAUUAAUGAAUGUUUAUCGAGUCCAUGUCAGCAUGGAGGUAUUUGUAUUGAUGGAGUGAAUAAUUACACAUGUGCUUGUAGUAAAACAGGAUAUAAAGGAGUAAACUGUGAGACAAAUAUCAAUGAAUGUGAAAUGAGUCCAUGUUUAAAUCAAGGUAUUUGUUUUGAUAAUUACGGUAGUUACACUUGUCAAUGUCAGUCAGGAUUUGGUGGAACAAACUGUGAAAAUGAUCUCAAUGAAUGUGUAUCAAAUCCAUGCCAAAAUGGUGGUCAAUGUCGUGAUCAAAUUGGCAGUUAUGAGUGUCGCUGUCUUCCAGGAUUUUUAGGUAGAAAUUGUGAAAUUGAUGUGGAUGAUUGUGAGACAGCUGUUUGUCCUCCUAAUUCAAUGUGUGUUGAUGGAAUUGCAUCAUAUACCUGUCAUUGUAAAUCUGGGUACAUAGGGUCACCUCCUAAUUGUUCAGAAACAACAAUUUGCAAUAGUAAUCCAUGUCAAAAUGGAGGUUCUUGUACUUUAGUUGGAAAUAACCAGUUUAAUUGUUCAUGUCAACUUGGUUUUUCAGGUCAGACAUGUCAAAUUGACAUUGAUGAGUGCCUAUCUAAACCUUGUUUAAAUGGUGGAAUAUGUCAUGAUCUCAUUAAUGGUUUUCGUUGUGAUUGUACUGAAAAUUUUAUGGGUGCAUAUUGUCAAUUCCCAUUUGAUGCAUGUGCUAAAAUUCCUGGACCCUGUAUCAAUAAUGGAACAUGUAUUCACAAAACAAUGUCACUUAAAGAUUAUGUUUGCAUUUGCUCUUCAGGGUUUGAGGGAAAAAAUUGUGAACUAAAUAUUAAUGAUUGUCAAAUGACUUUGUGUCCACAAGGUAAAAUUUGUGUGGAUGGUAUAAAUACUUAUGAGUGUAGAUGUCCAGAAGGCUAUACUGGAGAUGAUUGCACAAAACCAUUAAAUGAUUGCAAAGAUCAUCCUUGUAAAAAUAAUGCUACUUGUAUAGAUAAUUCUGAUGAGAACUCAUGUCAUUGUCCCAGUGGUUUUACUGGACUUCUUUGUGAUCAAGACAUAAACGAGUGUGAAGUUAAUAAAGAUGUGUGCAAUUAUGGAAUUUGUGUUAAUACUAAUGGUAGCUAUCAAUGUUUUUGUCGCCCUGGAUUUUCUGGUGAUAAUUGUGAUGUAGAUUUUGAUGAAUGUUUAUCACAACCAUGCUAUAAUGGUGCAAUUUGUGAAAAUAAGAUUAAUGGUUUCAAUUGUGUUUGUCCUCCAGGAUUUACAGGAAAAGUUUGCAGCAUCGAUGUUGAUGAGUGUAGCUCUAACCCUUGUUUAAAUGGUGCCACGUGUGUUGAUGGUAAAGCAUCAUUCACUUGUAUUUGCCCAGUUGGUUUAACUGGAAAACUUUGUGAAACAAAUAUAAAUGACUGUGAAUCUUCGCCAUGUCAAAAUUCAGGUUUGUGUAUAGAUGGUAUCAAUAGCUACGAAUGCAACUGUACGGAUACUGGAUUUGAAGGAUAUCACUGUGAAUUAAAUAUCAAUGAUUGUAUUCAUAAUCCUUGUUUAAACAAUGGCACUUGUAUAGAUGGCAUUAAAGAUUACUCUUGUCGAUGUUAUUCUGGAUACUCAGGGAAAAAUUGUGAUAUUGAUAUAAAUGAGUGUGAAAAUAACCCUUGUCAGUUUGGAGGUACUUGCUUAGAACGUUCUAACAUAUCAUUGUAUAACCAGGCAGAUAAAAAACAUGUAAUACCAAUAUUUCAACAGGAAUUUAAUUAUGCUACUGCUAAUGGGUUCGAAUGUUUGUGUUUACCUGGAACAACAGGUAUGAAAUGUGAAAUUGAUAUAAAUGAAUGUGAAAGUAAUCCAUGUCGCUGGGGUAGCUGUGAUAACAGAAUUGGUGGCUAUGUUUGUUUAUGUGACGAUGGAUUUGAAGGUGUUUAUUGUGAAAUUGAAAUUGAUGAAUGUGAAAGAUUUAAGCCUUGUGAACAUGGAACUUGUAUAGACAGACGUGCUGGAUACUACUGUGAUUGUGCACCAAAAUAUGGUGGAAAAAAUUGUUCUGUAGAAUUGAUAGGAUGUCAAGGACCACAUACUUGUUUGAAUAACGGUACUUGUAGACCAUAUUUAGUUGAUGAAACUGAACAUCGUUAUAAUUGCACUUGUCCAUAUGGAUUCCAUGGUGAUAUUUGUGAAAAAACUACAACUAUGUCAUUAACUGGUGAAUCUCGUAUUGUAGUAAACACUACUAGAGAAGAAGGUUAUGAUAUAUCUUUUAGAUUUAAAACAACACUACCUAGUGGUUUAUUAGCUAUUGGUGGUGGAUCAACCUUUUACAUAUUAGAAUUAGUGAAAGGUCGUUUAAAUUUACAUUCAAGUCUUUUAAAUAAGUGGGAAGGAGUAUUUAUUGGAACUGAAUUAAAUAACAGCCAAUGGCAAAAGGUAUUUGUUGCCAUAAAUUCUUCCCAUUUGGUGUUGUCAGCUAAUGAAGAACAAACUAUUUAUCCUAUAAAUUUGAAUGAAGGUGCAAAUCCAACUCAUACUAGUUUCCCUACAACAUACGUAGGCGGUACAAUAUCAAACUUAAGACUUUUACCUCAUGGCCCUCCAUUUUUUAUUGGAUGUAUUGAAAAUCUUUUAAUAAAUGGACAAUGGGUUUUACCAGAUGAUAAAAUAGAUACAAUAGGAUUAACCAAUGUAGAUAUUGGUUGUCAAAGAAAUGAUCAAUGUAAUCCUAAUCCAUGUCAUAAUAAUGGACAUUGUACUGAUUUAUGGAAAACUUUCAGUUGUACUUGUGAACGGCCUUACUUAGGGAAUACAUGCCAUUAUAGUUUUCCAGCAGCAACUUUUGGCCAUGAAAACAUCACAAAUGGUCUUGUAACUGUGAAUGUUUUUGCUAUAGCAAAACGAGCUGUAAGAAAUAUAGUAGAUAUAUCAAUGUUCAUUAGAACUCGACAAACACGUGGUGGAAUAUUUUAUUUAGGAUCAAUGCCAGGAAGUGUUACUUUCUCAGAAGAAACUCAUAUUGCUGCUGAACUAGAAGGUGGUGAACUUCUAGUUCGAAUACAAUUUAAUGCAACGCCAGAAUCAUACACUGUUGGUGGUGUGAAAUUAGAUGAUGGACAUAAUCAUUUAAUACAAGUUGUACGUAAUAUAACUUUAGUACAAGUAAAAAUAAACGGAACAGAGUAUUUUAGAAAAACAAUUAGUGCUACAGGACAGUUAGAUGUUCAAGUUUUAUACUUAGGAGGUUUUCCAUCUUCAAAACCAAUAAGACCCAGAGAUAUACCUGAGACACUAGUAACUUUAGAUAACAUUCUUCCCAGACCUAAUACAAUUGAGCGACAUAUUCGUCAAACAACAGCUGAUAAAUUUGAAAACAUACCUCACUUUAAAGGAAUUAUUCAAGAUGUCCAAAUAAGUAAUGGAUCUUACACUAUGGUAGUAGAAUUUUAUCCAUUAAGUGUACAAAACAAAGACUUAGUUGUUCCAAAAGCAUUUGGAACUGUAUCUUUUAACCAAGAUGAAGUACUAGAAGGAAUAUUAUCAGAUGAUGCUUGUCGUUCAAAUCCUUGCCAGAAUGAUGGAGAAUGUACUGUAACAUGGAAUGAUUUUCAAUGUAAAUGCCCAUUAGGGUAUAAAGGGAAACAAUGUCAAGAAAUGGAAUUUUGUCAAUUACAAGACUGUCCACUUGGUAGUGAAUGCCGAAAUCUAAACCAUGGUUAUGAAUGUGUAGCUAAUAUAACUUUAGUUGGUCAAAAUACAUCAGAUUUCAUGUUACAAUAUAUGUUUGUAAAAGGACAGCAAACUAUUCCUUUAACACAUAUUGAAGUAAAUUACCGAACUAAGACUGGCGGAACAAUAAUGUAUGUUUCAAACAAGAAAAAAGCUAGUGAUACUGAAUUCACUUUCUUUACAAUGAUUGCUCAUAAAGAUCAAUUAAUUAUAGUAUGGAGAUUAGAAAAAGGUGGUUCUAUAAACUUAAAGCACGUACAUAAAGAUCAUUCUGAUUCUGAAUGGACAUCUGUAGUUUUUAAACUAGCUGACAAUAAAAUUCAAGGAGGUCUAGUUGGUGCUAUAGAUGACACAAAUCAGUUCAUUAUAUCAGGAAAUUUUUCAUUAACUAAUUGGAUAGAUUUGAUUACUACAAAUCCUAUAUUUAUAGGUAGAGGAGAACAUUACCAUAAUGAUAUGUCUGAAAUAAAUGUUGAUCAAGCUACUUACAUGACUGAUACAAAUACAAAUUCAUUAGAUAUUUUUGAAUCUGAAUUAGGAUUACACUUUGAAGAUGCAAUGCAACAUGAUAUAACUACGGCUGGUGGCUUUUACAAGGGAUGCCUCGGAGAAAUUCGUAUUGGUAGUUUACUUUUACCAUAUUUCACUCCUUCUCAACUUAAUACUAAUAAUCAAACUGAUCAUUUUAUAUUAUCACAAACUUUAUCAACUUACAAAUUUGAUUUUGAUUGUUUGCUCUGUUAUGACACUGAUUGUAAAAAUAACGGAAGGUGUAAAAAAGCCACAGAAUCAUAUGUUUGUGAGUGUCCAUCUGGUUAUGAAGCAGAUGACUGCUCUAUAAAUAUAAAUGAAUGUUUACCUAAUCAAUGUCAGAAUGAAGCUGAAUGUAUUGAUGGAAUUGCCAAUUACACUUGUAAUUGUAAAACUGGUUGGACUGGUGUACAUUGUGAAAUUGAUAUUAAUGAAUGUGCAUCAAAUCUCUGUCAAAAUGAUGGUGUUUGUAUUGAUCAACUUGGUAAAUUUGAGUGCAAUUGUCCUGAUGAAUAUGAGGGACAAAUGUGUGAACAGUUAAAAUUGGUGACUUGUUUUAAUAUACCAUGCAAAAAUAAUGGCCAGUGUAAUGACAUGCCUGAUUUAUCAACAGGAAAUAACUUCACUUGUUCAUGUAUGGAAGGUUAUUUGGGAGCUACAUGUAAUGUAGUCUUUUGUAAUGAUAAUCAAUGCCAAAAUAGUGGUGUUUGUAAACCUGAUGUUUCUCCAUUUUGUGAAUGUCCUUUAGGUUUUAAAGGCAAAUUAUGUGAACAAAAUAUUGAUGAUUGUGUGGAAAUUGACAACCAACAUAAAUGCCUUAAUGGAGGACAUUGUGUUGAUGGAAUCAAUGAAUAUACUUGCAAUUGUUCUGACACGGGAUAUACGGGAGAUGACUGUAGUAUUGAUAUUGAUGAAUGUCUCGAGCUUAAUGUUCAAUGUGGCAAUAGAGGGGAAUGCAAAAAUUCACCAGGAUCAUUCAAUUGUAUUUGUGAAGUAGGUUUCUGUGGUAUAGAUUGCCAUCUACCAGAUCCUUGUUUAAAAAUAUCACCUUGUAGAAAUGGAGGUACUUGUCAAGAACGUUGUUCUUCAGUAAUUGAUUAUGAAUGUAGUUGUGUUAAUGGUUAUGUUGGAAAAAAUUGCACCGAGCUGCCUGUAUUUGCGGGACAUAACUAUGCAGAUAUUGCCUUAAUAGUUGGACCUAUUCUGCUUAUUCUUCUAAUUGGUGGAAUGGGUAGUUUAUUUGUACUUCUUAUGAUGGCACGCAAAAAGAGAGCAACAAGAGGCACUUACAGUCCUAGUUGUCAAGAAUACUGCAAUCCUAGAGUAGAAUUGGACAAUGUUCUAAAGCCUCCACCAGAAGAACGGUUGAUUUAAGUAUACUUUUUUUACCUGAUACUAUAAAUAUUGUUUAUUAUUAUAAAAAAAAUAAUUUUCUGUUUUUAAUUCUAUUAUUAUGAUCUCCUUCUAUUUGCAUAGUGGCCAUUUUAUCAUUUUCACUUUUGACUUUUACAUUUUAUGUUUAGUUAAUCAAUUAUUAUCAGUAUUUGAUUGUUGAGUAUUUUUAAAUUACUCGAGUUUUAUAGUGGCUACAUAUAUAUUUAUUAUUUUCUUUAUAUUUUAAAUUAAUAUUGUACUAGAUCUAAUUUCUUAAAAUCUGACCUAAAAAUAAAUGUUUGUCUUAUACAUUCAUAAAUGACAUUUUUUAUGAGAUAUAUGUUAUUUCUAAGUACUUUUUGCUAUUAUUGUUAUUUUUUUAAUAUAAUGAUUUUAUAUUUAAACAAUUAUUUAAAUUUUUAUUUUCUUAAUGAACAAG